Messenger RNA from Saccostrea cuccullata (small rock oyster), 704 nucleotides. RefSeq names its product enoyl-CoA delta isomerase 2-like. Gene Ontology annotation, molecular function: fatty-acyl-CoA binding. The transcript has 6 exons. NCBI's taxonomy places the organism in Eukaryota, Metazoa, Mollusca, Bivalvia, Ostreida, Ostreidae. The annotation marks the transcript as partial. The record is from RefSeq and is a predicted model, not a curated record.
UUGCAAAUUAUCACCACACGGUGGCGCUGUAAAAUUGUAAUGGCUGCCUCCUUGAUGCGUCGGCUUCGGGUUGUUGGAGUAAACAAAUGGAUGAAUGCUUUUCAGAACCGAUCAAUACACCUGUCAGUGCGAGCUUUGGGGGCAUUUGAUGAUGAUUUUGAGAAAGCGAAAAAUCGACUGAAUACUCUGAGGGAGGAGCCAGGAAAUGAUGUCAAAUUGAGAAUAUACGCAUUGUUCAAACAAGCAACAAAUGGAAAAUGCAACACACAAAAACCAGGCAUGAUGGACUUUGUCGGGAAAGCAAAAUGGGAUGCCUGGAACAGUUUAGGCGACAUUACUCAGGACGCAGCCAAGCAAAAGUAUAUUGAACUUGUUGAUGAAUUAGCCGGCAAAGAAAAACCAGAAACUCCUGCUGAAAGUAUGACAGCCACCGGCAGUAAAUUUACCACACUAGAUGUAACUAAUGAAGGAGGAGUCUACACUAUCAAGCUCAACAGACCUAGCAAGAAGAAUGCUAUCAAUUUUGAGAUGUAUGAUGAGUGGGUACUGGCUUUAAAGGAGGCAGCCGAUGACAAGAAUGUGGUGGUAGCAGUAGUUACAGGUACAGGGGAUUUCUACUGCAGUGGAAAUGAUCUUGGAAAUUUUAUGGAUAUCCCCCCUGAUGGCGUGAAAGCCAUGGCUGAAGAAGGUGGAAUAAUAUUAGA